GACAACUGAAACUUUUUUCAUUUAGUCGACAUACUUACAUUUUGAUUUGGGAAUCGGCAACAAAGUGUUCUUAAAAACAAAUUACAUUCGAAAAUCUCAAAAUCCAAAAGAUAAAAAAAAUGAAGUUGUUUCUCUAUUUGACGAUUAUUGGAAUAUUUGUAUCAAGAACCAAUUCACAUAGAAUUUUGAGACAGACAUCAGAGAGUGAAGUGGAGGAAGUCGAAUCUGAACCACAGGAAAUGGAAGAGCAAGAAUCCAGUGAGGCGGCGGAACCUUCGGAGAUAGUAGAAGCAGAAAUAGAGAUAGAUCAAGAGUCUUCUUCUUCAAGUGUUGGAAACAGGCUUAAUGUGACGUCUUUGGCGACAGGUGGCGAGGUUGCACCUGGUGAGACAGUACUGUCUUCUUCAGUCGUCGUCGACUUAGAAAAUGAAUCAGAAGAGCCACUGGGUGCUGGUAUGGCCAAUCAAAACGCAAUGGCUGGCGGUGAUUCAUCUCAAGAAGCUGGCGCUGCCCAAGUUGGUGCUAAUCUUGGCGGUGUCGAAGGGUCCGAAUUAGCUGGGGGAGACUCGUCUCAAGAGGUUGGAGGCACUGUCCAAGGUGGUGCUGGUCUUGGUGGUGUCCCAAUUUCAUCUGAAGAAGUUGUCGGUGGAGCAACGAACACUCAACCGAUACCAACCCAAUAUAUGCAAAGCACAGUGGUCAAUGGUUUAUCGACGGGCAGUCCACUGAUAGUGGGCACCACAACCCCAAAGUUUAGCAAUCGCGGAGAUGCAUUCAUUGCUAACGCUGGUCCGCAAGAGGGCACUAAAAAUCAGCUUGGAAGUGGGCCUACCGAGGACGAAUCAUCAAUAUCGCCUCAAAAAAUUGGACUUAUAGUUGGGGCUACUACGGCUGGCACAGUUGCUGUUGCUGCCGGUGUAGCGAUUGCCUACGCAAAAUUGAAAGCAGGGAGCACGGCCGCCGGUGCUGCAUAAAAACGUUAUCAUAGCUGCUUAUAUAAGCCAGGCGCUGGAAUGGACAUUAAUGUAACCCGUUGAUAUACAGUGUAUUGACAUUUAAAUAAACAAUCGCUACAGUGAAAAUUAUUAGCCAGACACCAUACUACAAAGAACUACCGAGCUAGCACUAUAUUAUGGGAUAUCAAUUGUAUGAUAAUAAUAUAUAAUAUAAUAAUCUAAUAAUGAUAUUAUAAUAAUAUAAUUAUAUAUAUAUAUAUAUAUAUAUAUAUUACAUAUAUAAACAAAUAGAUAAAUAACAGAGCUCAAAUAGGAACAUAAUGUUAUAAUCGUAUUAAGCAUAUGAAAAAAGUGCCUCCGUUCAGAGACACCUGUUUUUAUACAACUGAAUUAAAUAGGAACUUUUAGUUGAAGGGCUAGGCUUGAUACGAUUAUACAGCACUGUUAUGCACUAACCGCAGGCAGUGGACUUCGAAAAACGCGUUGCCUGAGGUGAAACUGCGGGCGGUGGACGCGGGAAUAAACAGCCCGUAUUACCCUCGGUCAAGAUUUUCUUUAGAUAUUUUUUGCAUGCUGUAAUAUACAGAAUUGACAAAUAAAGUAUCAGAAUGUAGGAAAACAAUUUUAAUCCAUUUGAAAAUUAGCUGAGAAGACAACGGACAGUUGUUGGAAAUGAAACGCGUUGUUCGUAAGCAAAGCCGCGGUAAAAAUGGCACUGCCGCGAUCUGUACUGUAUAACUAUUACAAUAUACAAUAUCAAAUUAUAUCAUAGUUUUUAAUAUUAUUGUAUAUAUUUUAAAACAAUACAUAGAUUGAUGUAGGCCUCUUUAUGUACUCCAACCCUAACAUUAAUGAAUAUAUCACUCCGUUCCUCCUCCCUGAACAAUUUUAAUGUUACCCUUUAACUAUAUUACUCUAUUUAAAUUAACCUCUUCCCUAAAAGAAUUAAAUACAAAUGUUUAUCCUUCCUUUUAAACCUUUUCCCUUCUAAAAAAAACAAGAUACAAAAGUAACAGUAGGCCUACAACUUCAACACAGUAAUUCAGGUAAAAAAAAAAAAGAAGUCUUUGAGAAUAGACUAUUUGCAUUUAUGACAAUCUGCAGAUAAAAUGUAAUUGUCCUCAUCAUGUGUUUAAUCUAGUAAAAGUGUUUUCAUUAAAAAAAAUAAAUGAUGUAGA
Molecule: messenger RNA, 2134 nt
Organism: Anneissia japonica
Lineage: Eukaryota; Metazoa; Echinodermata; Crinoidea; Comatulida; Comatulidae
Exons: 2
Coding region: 120-974 (284 amino acids)
Source: RefSeq, a predicted model, not a curated record